ACAGGAUCAACAGCACUCAUUAGAAAAUCUGCAGCUGAUCAGCUUGGUGAUGUUGUCAGACUUCACCCACAUGAGCUUGGAAAUCUUCUAACUAAAGUAUAUAUUGAACAUUUUUAUUCAAUUUGCAUAGAAAAAUCAUAUUUUACUAUCUCUUGCCAAGAAAUAUUGAUAAUCAUUCAUUAUAAUCGCACAGCUUUUUAAAGAAGAUUUUUAAAAGAAUGUUAUUAUUUUAGGUAUGUCAAUGCACCAUCAUUUCUUUUAAGAAUUUUAGACAAAUUUCAAAAUUCCAGACACAUGGGUAUUUGAGAAGUUCAAGUUGGGAGACCAGAGUGGCAGCCGCUCAAGCGGUGGAUGCCAUUGCAAAGAAUGUUCCACAAUGGGAGCCAAGAGGGGCUCCUAAAUCAGGUAAAUCACUUACAUUUUUAGGUUAUUUGUUAUUGUCAAACAAUGUGGCUAUUUAAAUAUAUCAUUUGCAAUUUUUGUUUGGUUUUGGCUUUGUAAACAGAGGGUGUUUGUUAAUAUUAAGUGUGUGCUGCACUUUUCUAACAAAUUUUGAGGUAUUUUGUUUUACAAGCAAAUGAAUGUCUCUUUUUUAAAUUUUGUUUUAGAAUCCAACAUGGCUAAUUUCAUUGGUGCUGGCACAGUGUUAUACUCACAGUUUGAUAUUAAAAGAGUGCUUGAAUGUGGAUCAUCAUUGCUAGGGUCAGAGGGUGACCAAUAUGACAUAGUCAAGCCUUUAGUGGGUAGGUUAAUUUAAAUAUGCAACAAUAAAAAUUAGCUUAGAUUUCUUCUUGUUUUAACUGUUUUCAACCCAAAACAUAUUUAGUGUAAACUAAUUAUGCUUUUUAUAUUUCUUUAUCAGACAUAAAAUUUUUAUAUGCCAAAGCUAAAUAAUUAUAAUUUUAAGUCUUGAAAAAAUUUUUUAGCUUUCAGAAUGGCAAAAUAAAACAAAGUAACGUUUGCUGUAUAUACUCAUGUAAAAGUCAAGAAAUGUUAGUCAUCCGGCAUCCGUCUGUUAAUAUGUUAAAAUUGUGUAGGCUACGCAUGACGAUAUGACAAGGCCUGGGAUUUUCUUCAGAUGAUUUGCUGGUUCCCUAGACAGCAAAUCAUCUCUCUCCAUGAACCUGGAUAACUCAAGGGAAAGUGGAAUAUGUGGAUGAUACAGCUUGGAACCAGCAGUGUCGCUGGCGUUGCUGUGUUGUUAAGGUUAACCGCCUACAGGACUCCAUCUCUGGAUUUGAAUUCAGAGUUUUCCUUCUCAUAGAUGAGUUGUCAAGUUGUCACCCAAGGAUAUCGAGUCCCAUUCACCUGUUGUGCUGCUGAUGUUUUUGAUUGUCUAGGCUUUGGAUGGGGAUUGCACAAGCUUUUGAUUCAGUUUAGACCGCUGGGCCGCAUAGCACCAAUUAGUCAUAAGUAUCAUUUUAAAAUGCAGAGUCAGUGCUAGUUUCUAUAGAAUUUCGCACAUUAAAUGCGGGGCAAUGUCGAAUUACCGGUAGUGCUAGUGUAUUUACCAGUAGCUGCGUGUUGACCAAGAUACCGAUUACACACAGACAAAAACAGCUGUAACUGCGUGACUGAACUCGGAUAUCAAGCUACAUGUGCCAUCUUCUUGUUCCAUAUCUUGAGGGCCCACGUUUAAUGUAUUGAUCAUAAUGGCUCCUAUGUUUCAGGGGGGGGGGGGGUUGGAAGACAGGAGGCAAUAGACACAAAUGUGUCAAGUGUAUUUGCCUCAACUGUUGCUUUUGGAAGCUUUUUCCAGUCCCUUAUUGUCUUUGGCAGGAAUGAGGAGCUCCUGUACUGAGUUCUUGUUUUCAUGAGCCUGAACUGCCUGUCAUGACCUUUUUGCUGUAUAAGGGGAAUAAUUAUACAUUAUUCCUUAGGUGUACACAUUUAUGCUACGUCAUUUCUAUUGUUUGUUAUAAUUAGUUUAGACCAGACUUUUUUUUAAAGGAUUUUUAUAUGUUUGUUUUUUAAGUUAAUAUGUUUACAAUAUUAUAAAACUAUUUAUAUACUUUUAAGUAAAAAGGUAGCUUUACUUUUCAGUACAUUGAAUGUAUAGAGACACAUUGUAAAUACUCCACUAAAAAAUCUUUUUUCUAUCUCAGCUACUAAUUUAUUUUAAUGAUUUUUUUUAGAUAUGGACGACAAAGAUCAGUUGAUGCAACAAAGACAGAUGUUAAAUAAACGACUGGGUUUGGACUUUACAGGCAGUCUAGGAAUUGACACAAGUAACCUAUUUAAUGAUGAUGAUCUACGAAUGAAUGUUGAGUCAGGUUUACCAGUGACCAAUAACAACUCACAGGUAUUUUAAUGUUUAUAGUAAUAAAUUGAUAUAAAGUUCCUUUAGAUAGGUCAUAGGCUUGUUGCAGAACUAAUCAAAGUACUACUACUAUUGAUUUAUAAUUUCUAUCUUGUGUAGCCUGUGGUUGAGAUUCUUAAGCAACAAUUAGGGUCUAAAAGCCAGAUGAGUUCAAGAGAGAUGAAUGUUGCAAAAAGAAAAGCAAGAACACUGUCCAAGCAGUUUUCUAGGUAAGUGAAUCAUAUUUCUUUUUCAAGCUUUUUUUUCUUUGUAAGCACUAUCCAGCAAAUAAAGAUUCACUUUAACAAGCUUGCUACACAGUCAAUGUUAUAAUCUUGAAUACUAAUUUUAUAUAUUUUCAAUAGCAACAAUAAUGCAACCGAUGACUCCUGUGCAGUAAAGCGAAUCAAGAGAGAACGAUCAACUGGUUCGAUUGAUUCAAAUGAUUCAUCAUCUCUAGCAGAUGAGGUACAUAAUAUAUAAAUAUUUUGCUUAUCAAGUGUUGUCAGAAAAUGGUUUGCUCUGUUUAAUAAAAAAAAGAAUUGAUAUUAAUGAAAAAUGAGCUCUUAUGUCAGUUUUUGAGAAUAUUUUUGAUUUUCAUAUCAAAUGAAAAUUGCAAAGUUAAUCCCGAACUUAUGGUAUGCCUUCACAAAGACCCAUCAUUUUUAAAAAUAAAUUUAGAAUGCAAGAUCAUUAUCAGUACUGGGAUAUAUCAAAUGAUAAUUGCCAAGUUAACCCAAAAACUUCUGGUAUGCUUCCACAAAGACACAUCAUUUUUGAAAAUAAAUUUUAAGGAGUUGUCUGAUUUUUAAGCAAGAUCUUGAUUUUAUAUUACUUACAUUUGUUCAAUGAAAAAAGUUGUCAUUCAUAAAAUGUGACUGAUUUUUUAUUUUUUAUUUCUCACACUAAGGAUUUUAAUGAUCUCAUGAGUAAAUUAAUGAGGAAAUCAAUAUUUUUAAAUUAUUUUUUUUUUUAAAGAUGCUUCAUGUUGGUUUCAGCUUGAAGAUUGGCCCUUCCAGAGCUUCACUGAGGUUCUCAUGAAUGACCUUUUUCACAGCACUUGGGAAGUUCGUCACGGAGCUGCUUCAGGCCUUAGAGAAGUUAUUAAACUUCAUGGUAGAGGUGCUGGCAAAGCUGUGGACAUACCCAGCAAUCAGGUUUGUGACUAUGAUUUAUUAAUAAAAAAAAAAAAAAUAAUGUGUUUUUCUGAUUGUCUUUGAAUGCUGGUAUGUGUGCCUCAGUAUGUCUGACUGUCUUUGAUUGCUGCAAUGUGUGCCUCAUGAUUGUCUUUGAUUGCUGGAAUGUGUGCCUCAUAAUUGUCUUUGAUUGCUGGAAUGUGUAUGUCUGAUUGUCUUUGAUUGCUGGAAUGUGUAUGUCUGAUUGUCUUUGGUUGCUGUAAAAGAGUUAUUUGAAAUAUUUUGUUUUCUAAACCAACUCUGUAAAUGCUUAACAGUUUUUUAACAUUUAUUGAUAUUUAUUAAUAAAAAACAAUAUUCAUGUGUUUAUUCUAGCUCCAGUCAGUGAACCAAAUAUGGCUGUCAGAUCUAGCUCUACGAUUGUUAUGUGUCUUAGCUCUUGACAGAUUUGGUGACUUUGUGUCUGAUGAGGUAAAGUAUAAACCUAAAAGUUGAAAUUGUGUUAAAAGUUAUAUGAUAAGUGAGGUUUAUAUUUUUAAAUUUAUUAAGCAAUUUACGUGUAAUGGAACUAUACUCUAUAUUAAAAAAAAAUUCAAGACGGGAGUAGUAGAAUGUUAAGAAAUAUUUUUUAUUCUUAUUCAGACUGCUAAGCUACAAUUAUGUUUUCUUUUUUUUUUUCUUUAACUUUUUCAUUGUGUUGUAAUAUAUUAUUUAUUGUUAUUUAGGUUGUAGCCCCAGUAAGAGAAACCUGUGCCCAGGCACUUGGUACAGUACUUAAAUACAUGGAAGAACCGUCCGUCUCUGGUGUGGUUAGCAUCUCUCUACAGAUGCUUGCACAAAACCAGUGGGAGGUUAGGCAUGGUGCCCUCCUUAGCUUAAAAUACAUUCUUGCUGUGCGGCAGGUAAAUUGCUCUCUAUUUCCUUCUCUAAUCUGUUCAUUUUUAGUCUUUUUCUUAAAUAUAUGUUUUAACAGAAAUUUUUUAUAAAAAAAUGAUUUUUUUUUUCUAUGUAAUAAUAACUCUUAAUAACAUACAGAAAUAACCAAUCAUUUUCUAAAAGUUAGGGCUUUUUAAGAACUUUUUUUAAAAAGUUCAUUUUGAAACCUAACGUAUUUAAAUUUCCUGAAGUUAAUUUAUCCAUCUGUUGCCAACUCUUUUUGUCUUUAGUCAUUUUUAUUCAAAUGUUUAAUAUUUUCUCCAUUUGAACAUCACCAUUUUGAUUUUUUUCACAUAAUUUGGAUAUAUAUUAUUUAAUUUUCUUUUCCUUUCAGGACAUGACCUCACAACUUCUCCCUGUAGUGUUAUCUGCAAUUCACAAUGGCUUACAAGAUCCUGAUGAUGAUGUCAGAGCCGUUGCUGCUGCUGCACUUAUUCCAGUUACAGAUUCACUUGUACAGUGUGUGCCUGAUCAGGUUUGUCUAUAACGUUAUAUUUCUUGAAAAAUGAGCCAGUAAAUGUUUAGCAUACAUUAAAGUUUUUGACAGUUUUAAAUCAUGAGUGUCAUUGCAUUUAGCCCAAAUAUAACAAAUUUUUAACUCAAACUUUUAAAACUAUAUCUGUGCCAGCAACUCAAAACAAGCUGUAGAUAUUAAUUAGUAGAAAUUUUACACACGCUAUUUUAUCUUUACACAAUUAUUUGGUUUUUAUGCCCUUACAGAAGAGUUUUUGAUAAAUAGUUCAUACACAUUUUAGAAUAUAAUAUUUACUUUAAGCAUUGAAAACUACUGAAAACCAAAAGUCUACUGACCCUCCCAAUUAUGAACUGUGUUAUAAGGAGAAUAUCAGUUAUUACAUUUUGUAAAGUUGUUUAUAAAUAAACUAAAACCUCUAUGUUUUUUCCAAUCUUACAGCUCCCUGUCAUAUUAAACUGUUUGUGGGAAACUCUAGUAGAUCUAGAUGACCUUACAGCCUCCACCAACAGUGUAAUGACUUUGUUGGCCAAGCUUACAUCUCAUCCCACCACAAAGUCUUCUUCCUUGUAUGUUUUUCUCUUUAUAUCUUAUAUAUAUAUAAUCGUAGUAUUUCAAAUAUUUCUUUCUCCAUUGGCUGAUACAUUUAUCACUGUAACACAGGGGUCUCAAACUCAAAUCAUCCGGGGACCGCAGGAGGUAGCGUCUGAGUGAGACUGGGUCGCAUCAAGUAUUCCACAAAAAAGCAAUUACAAAUUCAUUAAGGGUUCUCAAGAACUAGGCUUCACUUUCUUCCUCCUACUCCUUGUUGCCAGAGACCUGGCAGCUCUUCUUCUUACACAGCUGAGCAACUUUGGCUUGAGUGAGGAAGCAACUGAGGCCCUCAGUAAAGCUUGAAGAUGCUCAUCAGUACGUUUAGCCCUGAACUUUGACAUGUUAAAGUUCAUAGUGGAAAAGAGCUUUUCACACAGAUAGGUACUCCCAUAAAGGCACAUGAUCCGUUUGAACAACCUGGAAAUCUCCAUUUGAAGCGCAAAAAAAAAAAGAAGAAGGUGGGGGGGCAUCUUCCGCAUUAAAGAAGAAAGUGUCAGCAAAAAAGUUGAUAAGUGACUCUGUGUGUUUUGAAGUCUAAAAACGUGAUAAAUUUCUUCUUGUAGCUUUGCAAUGGCAUCAGUAUAUUUACUACUGAAUGGUGUGCCCGAGUCCAUGACUACUUUGUAAUGUUGUGAAAUGGGAAAGGUUUCUCUGAGAACCAUAACACAAGUUUUGUGCAGAAUGCCCUGACAUUGUCAUAGGCAACACUAAAAGGCUAACCCUGGUCUUGUAACUUCUUGUUGAGUACAUUCAGCUCCUGUGUAAUGUCAACAAGAAAUGCAAGUCCAUGAGCCAUUUGGGAUUACUUAGUACAGGAAAAACCACCCCAUCCUUCUCCAUGAAGAUUUUAAAUGCUAAAACGUGUUCAACCAGUAGGCAGGAGAAGGCAAUAUUUAUGAAUUAUUGAUGCAAAGGAAGAUUCUAUUGAAGGGAGAAUAAAUUUUGAUUUUUAUAGUAGAAAAGUUCAUUUUGACUAGCCCUAUUUUGAAAGUGGCCAAGCUGACAGGCUCGAAAUUUUCCUCACUCGGAAACACUAUCGGCAAUUUUAAUAGGGACUCUUUGAUACUGUGUCAGAUUAAUCCGAUUUACACAAUUAUGGUUGUGCAUUACCCACUAACUGACUUUUUAAACUUUUCUCAAACCCGCACUUUGGCCAAUUUUGUCUCGUAAAAUGCUACAAAACUUAUAAAAAAUUAUUCCGAUUUUAAAAUAGUUUCUUCCAUUAUAAUAAAAAUCAGAAUUAGACUGGUCAGUGAGAUUUUACUGAAUCUGUCGCUGGGGUGACUGGGUGGCCAAAUGGUCUAAACGGAGCAAACCUCAAGUUGGUGGUCUGGUGUUCAAGUCCAGCCAAAGGCCAGUCAAGCAAAAACAUCACCCCGGGUGGAUGAGACUCGUUAACCUUGGUCGGCAACUCAUCUAAGAGGAGGAAACUCUGAAUUCAAACCCGGAGUUGGAGUCCCGUAAGGCGCAUACGAUGACAAUUCCUGCAACCGAACCCAUCCCUGGUCGUCUUGACGUAGAGUCCUGCCACUGGAUAUGGUGGGCUCGGACGAGAGAGUGAGGUAGACGCCGUGCAACUCUUCUUCACUUUAAACAAAGUCACCCGCGCAAGUCAUCAGUCACCAGACGACUCGAUGGUCCUCGUCUGACGAACAAUAAUAAUAAUACUGAAUCUGUCGCAGAGGGUCACAUUAUAGAUAUGAGAAUGGGGGGAACACGCUGGCCGCAUUAAGACUAAACUUUGCUGUUUGUAGUGGGCAGCAAAAUAUCGUCUUGCAGGCCGCGAGUUUGAUACCUCUGCUGUAACAUCAUCCCUGCCCCUCGUUUAAAUAUUUCUUUUUAAAAACAAUUGGUUACAUUGUUUACAACUUGAUUUAUUUAUUUAAGCUGCCUCUCUAUCUUUUAAUGUUCUGCCACCUAGAUGUGCAUUAAUGUAUAGACAAAAACACCCUUUUGUAGGCUGUUAACAUAGAUAUCAUUUUAUUUUAAUAUCAGCAUGACAGCUUUAUUAACAGAACUGACACCACGCUUGUGGCCUUUCUUGAGACACAACAUUGUGUCUGUUCGAAGAGCAGCUCUAGAGACAUUUUACACUUUGCUGAAUAUGCACAAUGGAGAGGUAUGUUAUCCUUCACUUUCUCAGUAAAAACAUUAUUAGGUACAUACUUAUUAUGCUUUUUACCCUGUCAGGGACAUCCAUUCAUCUCGGUCCUAUGCUUUUCUUUUCUGUUGCUCUCAGGUGUAUCCCAUACUUUGUGUGUCUCUCGCAUCUCCAUGUAUUCUUAGGCCUUUGGUAAGAGUAAUCCCCUUUUACUCCUAUAUUUUCUUUAAUAGCUCAAAUACUGACCUAGCCUUUCCAAUUCUAGCUCUGACAUCGGCUUCGGAUCCACCAAUUAUGUCAGUGGUGCUGCCCAAGUAUGUGAAGGCCUACACUUCUUCCAGUGCAUUUCCAGCCUGAGAGAUAUGCUCUUGGUUGGCUGAGUUUACCUUCAUGUUCUUUGUCUUGCUUUUAUUUACAUUGAGUCUGAGCUGUGAUGAAAUUGGUAGCUACAUCUUUUGUCUUUUCCUGCUUUUGUUGCUGGUUGUGGCACAGAAGUGCAAUGUUAUCUCUAAAGUCUAGGUCAUUCAGUUGUUCCCAGCAUGUACAUUGUAUCCUCUUCCUCUUUUUGUCUUUUUCAUUAUCCAGAUUUCUAGGCCAGAGAAAUACUUUAGAUGUCUUGUGUUUAUAUUUUUUUAAUUGUAAAAUGUAAUCUUGGUUAAAAUAUGUAUUUAUUUAUGUGUUGAAAAUGAAUAUCUACAAUUUCAUCAAAAAACAUUUAAAUUUAUUAGGAUCAAUAAAAGAAUCUUAUUUUGAUCUUACUUUAUAAAGUAUAGCCCUUUUAAAAUUGUAUUUAAAUUUAAAUUUUGCUGUUUUUUGUGGCUUUUUAAACACAUGUUUUUGGUGGUUUUACAUUCUUUAUAGUUGUACGAAAGCAUUUUGAAACGUUCAAUUAAUAAAGGUUGCAUAUAGAAGACUAUGCCCACAAAGUAAAAUGCAAAAAUUAUGUAAAUAACUGUCUAAUGAAUGUGGGUGUCUCAUGUAGUGCUUUUCAAGCUUCUCCUAGUAAUACUAUUCACUUAAUCAAUUCUUCAAAUCUUUAUAUUACAAUGUUUAAAAAAAAUAUUACUCUGUGACUGUUUAUAUUCCAUUUAUAAUAUUCCUACCUAAUUUGUAUCUGUCAUUUAAAAUACCUUUACAGGUAACAUGUCAAUGGCUAAUUCCUAUAUAUCAAGAUGCCAUCCGUCACAUCUAUCAGCGUAGCAUUCUGGAAGAAAAGGCAGAUGUGUUGCCUCUGAUUGUCAAAGUUUGGACUUCACUUUUACAGUGUGCCAACAUGGAGCACCUAUAUGUUCUGACUGUUCCGUGGCUGGGGGUGUGGCUGGCCUUCUUGAUGCAACCACCUAGGAUGUCUUAUGACCCUAAUCUUCUUAUAGAAGCAAAACACAAGCCUAGGGUAAAAAAAAUUAAUGUUGACCAAUUAUACCCAUACAAAUGAUUCUAUGUUAGCUUCCACAAAUUUAUCUUGAAGAAAAGUUUAAAGCUAAUACAUUUUUUCAGGAAAGCUCUGCUACCAAGGUGAAGUUUCAACAGGGUGAGUACAAGAAUUUGUCAAUGGACUUCAAAAACUUCAUAGGAGGAUGUGAUGCUUCAACUGGUAGUUCACCAGAAAAAGAUGCAGCCAUCUAUAGGGCUCGAGUGUGUGGGGCCAGGUAA
This is a messenger RNA of Lymnaea stagnalis (great pond snail), 9191 nucleotides long. The record is from the annotation of a GenBank genome assembly. NCBI's taxonomy places the organism in Eukaryota, Metazoa, Mollusca, Gastropoda, Lymnaeidae.